AUGUUGGAAGAUUAUGAAAUGCCUUUAGAUUUGCAGCUAAGCCAAUCUAAUUUUGAAACUAUAUUUUAUAAAAAGCAAGGAUACGCAGUCAUAAGAAACUUAGCUUUAACUUGCCAACUAAAUACUAUUGGUAAUAGACUUCAGAGCUGAAGAGUAUUUCUAGGCAUCUUCCAAGAAAAUUCCGAUAUCUCAUCUUGGGAGCAAACAAUAGUCCAGUCAAGAAGGGCUUUUGCUCAGCUUAAAAGCUCAACACAAAUAGAUGGAAAGGGUGGAGACCCGUUAACUCAUCAUUCUAAUGUGAGAAUUACGUCAGAACCCAUGAAAUCAAUUAUAUAAAGACAAAGACCUGAAAAAUGAAAUACAAAGAGACGUCGACAGAACUUUCCAAAAAAAUCCUUUUUUCAGGCUAGAAUUUGUCAAGAAAAUGAUGAUCGAGGUCCUUUUUAUAUGAGCAAAAGCACACCCAAAUAUAAGCUACAGACAAGGAAUGAAUGAAAUUCUUGCUUUUAUAGUCGUUGUUGUUUAUGGAGAGAGAGCACAUGGAAAUAUUACAAUUAAAGAGCCAUCUGCAAGAGUCUUAACUUCCCCUUUUAAUUUGGAAAAAAAAAAUCUUGUUCAAAUUUAGAGAGGGGUUAAUUUUAUUUUUUUAAAAUUUAAAAAAUAUAAAUCGAACAAUGCUUUGAAUUUUAAUUUAUUUUCAUAAAAAGUUAAUUAAAACAAUUAAUCUAUUAAUGUAAAACUUUUUAAAUAACAUUCUACUUGUAUUUUCCACUAAAUUAGUUCAAAACUAAUAUUAUAUAAAAAUUAGUAUUUUAAUCUUUAAUUUAAAAAAUAUACUUUGAAUUUUAAUUAUUUUUUUAUGAAGAAUUAAUUCAAAAAAUCAAUCUAAUCAGCGUGAAAACUGUUUAAAUUAUAUUCUACUACACUUUUUCCAUUAAAUCAGGUCAAAGCUAAUUUUAUAAAAAUUUGUUCUUUUAGCUAUAAAAUUUUCCUAUGAUCCAACUUAAAAGGAAUUAAAAUGCCAAAAAAUAUGGUAACUUUACCAAUGCUUUGUUCCAAUUUAAAGGAAGGGAGAGUAAGAUUAUUAAAUGAUGAAGACAGCAUAGAAAGUGAUGUAUAUCAGCUAUUUGAUAGAAUAAUGAUUAUGGGUCUUGCAGAUUUGAAUGCUCCAGUAGAAAACCAAGAGCUCCCUAAUAAGAAAGGAAGACUUCUGUUUUUAGACCCAUUAAAUCAAAGAUAUCAAAGUGAAGAUCUAAGUGCAUCAUUAGUACUUAGAAAAUGCAAUUUAAUAUUCCAUGUUUAUUUAAAAGCUAUAGAUCCUCAGUUAUAUGAACAUUUAGAUAAUGAAAAAAUCGAGCCUCAUCUAUUUUUAUUGUAAUUGAUAUUUAGACGGUGGCUGAGAUGUUUAUGCGCUAGAGAAUUCACUAUGUCGAAUGUACUGAUAUUAUGAGACGCAAUUUUUGCAUCCCAAGCAAUAAAUAUAGAAAACAACAGAGAAGAUAUCACUGGAAGGAUUGAUAAGACAAGAGAGUUUGUGAUGCUUGAUUUUGUGUCAGUUGCUAUGAUUGUGUUCGUGAGAAACCAUUGUAAUAGUUAUUCAGUGGUUAAUGCAGACUCUGCAAGCAUUUUACAGAGAUUGCUUAAGUACCCUCCAGUUGAGGAUAUAGGCUCACUUGUGGAUUUGUCUAUGAAAUGCAGAGAUUUUAUAUUCAGCGGAGAUAUUAACAAAAAACCGAAUUUACCUGAUUUUCCGUUUAUUGAGCCACCAAGAAAGACUGAAAAACAAAAAAAAGUCGAAAAAAAAUAUUCCGAAUCAAAAAGCAAGAAAAAACAAGAAGCACAAAUGAUGACUUUACACUCAUUUUCUCAAUGGAAAAAUGAAUCAUCGUUGCAAAAUGACCUAGAAGUUCUUAAUAGCUCUUUGAAUUCUGUAAAUGAAAUAAUUGAGCUUAUUCAAAGCCAAAUAUCAAGGUAAAAAAUAUUCAGUAAUUCAUAUAGUUUGGAAGAAGCAGUUCACGCCCACGAAGAAUUAAAUAAGAUUAAGCAAGGCUUUACUACUUAA
Molecule: messenger RNA, 2062 nt
Organism: Blepharisma stoltei
Lineage: Eukaryota; Ciliophora; Heterotrichea; Heterotrichida; Blepharismidae
Source: the annotation of a GenBank genome assembly